AUGAAGCGGAGACGCGAGGACGAGGAGCAGUCGAAGAAGUUGUUUCCUCUUCCGCGGCCCCUUCAAGGCCGCUUCGUCCUGUACGGCAACAUUUGCCUGGAUUGUGUCCUGGAGGUUCCAUCGUAUCCCAAAGAGGAUUCGUCGCAAAGGGCAACAGGCUUCACGAAGACGUUGGGAGGUAAUGGUGCGAACAGCUGUCGAGUCUUAGCACAGCUGGUUCCAUCAGGGCAGAGUGUGAGCUCCUUAGGUAUAGUCCCGGCUCAGGGAGAUGCAGAUGGCGAGUUCGCGCUGAAGAUCCUCCAAGCAGGAGGAGUGGAGACGUCGCUGCUUCAAAGGGGCAGCGCUGCCGAUGACGCUGGAUUGCCAACAAGCUUCGUGCUUCUGAGUGCAGACUCCGGGGCACGGACCAUCAUCUCCUCGCGACGUGGUUUGAAGGAGAUGGAUGCGAGUCAUUUGCAGGAGGUGCUGAAGCAGGUCGAGGACGGUGCACCGCUGUGCUGGUGUCAUUUGGAAUGCCGCCAGAUGCCUGGCGUGCUUCAAAUGGCAUCGGUUCUGCGUCCAGAAGUCCCUGACUUCAGGUCUCCUUUGAAGCCAAUCCUUUCCGUCGAGGUUGAGAAACCUGCCUUGGAAGUGAGCGCACUGCUUCCGUUGUUGCAGCGCUGUGAUGUAGCAUUUUUCUCUAGCGACUUCAUUCGGGCCCAAGCUUCAAACUUACUCGGCACGGACGACGUGCAGGCCACCGCAGGGCAAGCCGAAGACUGGCGGGAUCACCUGGCCCUGCAGUGUUUGCGGGCCCUUGCUUCUAAGGCAACAGAGUGGAGAUCGCUCUGGAUUUGUCCCUGGGGAGCCUUCGGCGCUUUUGCGCUGGAAGUUCCUAGCGGCGAGGCGUAUUUCGAGAAGGCGCUUGCAGUCAAGGUUGUAGAUUCACUGGGAGCUGGGGACACCUUUGUCGCUGCGAGCCUCUGCGCACUGGGAGGCGGUGCAGAUCCGCAGCAGGUGUUACGAUUUGCCUGCGAAGUCGCAGGGAAGAAAGUGUCACAGGCAGGGCUUGCAGGCCUGCCACCCAGAUCGAAUGAGGGAAGGCAAGUAUGUCGUUGCAGAACCUGCAUGUGGAGAUUUGAGAUUUUGAGCCCUGGAGCAAGCAGUUCUGCACCGGCUCUGCCAUGUUUGGCUCGAGCUGCUGGCCAUUUGCCUAUUCCCUCACCACGGCAAGGUGCGGGCCCACAAACCAACAAUCGUGAUGAAGCCUGUACUCGCGCAGGCAACUGA
This is a messenger RNA of Symbiodinium sp. CCMP2592, 1269 nucleotides long. NCBI's taxonomy places the organism in Eukaryota, Dinophyceae, Suessiales, Symbiodiniaceae. The record is from the annotation of a GenBank genome assembly.